Messenger RNA from Puntigrus tetrazona (Sumatra barb), 1381 nucleotides. RefSeq names its product neugrin, neurite outgrowth associated (gene ngrn). Lineage: Eukaryota; Metazoa; Chordata; Actinopteri; Cypriniformes; Cyprinidae. The transcript is spliced from 4 exons. Bases 133 to 1017 code for a protein of 294 amino acids. Gene Ontology annotation, cellular component: nucleus. The record is from RefSeq and is a predicted model, not a curated record.
AACGAACGGAGCCGAGUUUUGCCGAGCAGAAACGAACCGAGUCGGAAAGGAUCGAAUGACUGGUGCGCAUGCGUGGUUAAACUAUGUGCUUCCGGUGCAAUGUCACCGUGAAAGAAAAGCAAGAAGAACAUAAUGGGCACGCCGUGGAGAAUGGCCCAUAUGUUGGCCACCAAACUGGCCCUUUUCCCAGGACCCGCUGCCUGCCAGGUUUGUCGGCAUGCCAGUCGAGACGCAUACGGGUGGAUGUCACAGAGGUAUUCUGAUUCACAUCCAAAACAGAGACAACAGGAAGACGUGUUCGAAGAUGACCAUGAUAUGGAUCCGGCAGAAGCCAAAAUGAACUCUAUCAUUAGUGAAGAGAGGAGAAGGCGUAAGGCAGCAAAGUUUCACAUCAUCAAGAGAAAAAUGAGCAGUCCUGGAGCCCCAGAGAGAAGACUCAACUGGGAUGCUAUUCAGCAGAUAAGGUACUUAAAGCAGGAGUCACCAGAGGAGUGGACACUAGAGAGAUUAGCAGCAGGUUUCUCUGUGAGCCCUGAUGUCAUUUCCAGAGUCCUCCGCGGCAAAUUCGUCCCAUCAGCGGUUCGAAAGCUAAAACAAGACUCGAAAGUCUUAGCUAAUACUGCGCCACAGUUUCUCAGAGAUGGCAAAACCGAACAGUCCGGACUGUCAAAGACCUCAGCACCAGCCAUUCUCUCCUCUGGAAACACAGGUGCCCUAACAGCACGGAGUACGGGAGCGCUCGCACUGAGGGACACCGACACUAGACUCGUGCCCUCUAGUGGUAGCGUACUACCAUCUCAGCUAUCAGCGACUCCUGCUUUACAAGAGCAGCCUGACUCUGCAGCUGAUAUGGACAUGAGGGAUGAUUCAGAGUCAGAUGAGGAAUGGGAUGGAGUGAUUCUGACCGAGGAAGAACUAGAGCACUUUGUACAAACACUGAAGGAAAAGCCCAGUCCAGUGGAACAGAAGGGAAGAGAGUUUUUUGACAGUGAAGGUAACUUCCUGUAUAGAAUUUGAGUGGCUGCAAGCCAUACAUGUUGAAAAACACUUGUUGCUCAAGUCUAGGCUUGUUCUUGAAUGAAUAUUACUUAGUUAUAGUUUGUAUAUAUGGCACAUUUUACAGUGCCUACCCUUUACAUUUCAUUUUUUUUUUUUUUUUUUUGUACAAAACCACAAAGCAGAAAUAAAUAACACAACAUUAAUGGGACAAAUCAAUUUAUUUCUCAAACAAACAGUUCUAUUCCAAAUAUACAGAGCAAAAAUAAAAGAUAAAGUCGGAAUUGCUGUAUAUGUACAGAGCUUCACAACUAAUAUAUACAUUAAUUUUGCACAGCAAGAAAAGUGUACCACCUCUUAUAAAUAAAAUCACUGCCACAAUGGA